Messenger RNA from Emiliania huxleyi CCMP1516, 921 nucleotides. RefSeq lists its product as hypothetical. Gene Ontology annotation, biological process: protein N-linked glycosylation. The transcript has 2 exons. Bases 1 to 921 code for a protein of 306 amino acids. Gene Ontology annotation, molecular function: glycosyltransferase activity. Gene Ontology annotation, cellular component: Golgi membrane. The record is from RefSeq and is a predicted model, not a curated record. Lineage: Eukaryota; Haptophyta; Isochrysidales; Noelaerhabdaceae.
AUGCUGACAAUGAUUGGACCUGCUGUGGCGAAGAAAUAUGCCUCGCAGGUCGCUUCGCAGCGCUGCUAUGCUGGCCGGCACGGCUACCGCAUCUUCGCGCAGUGGUUGGACGAUUCAAAGCCAGCGGCUCAAACUGCAAAACCCGCGGCCAUCCUUGCUCGCCUACGAGACGAGAGCUGCAGGUGGGUGAUCUAUUUCGACGCCGACGUGUAUCUGGUCAACCACGAGCGCCCGCUUUCCGAGUGGCUCGACGACGCGAGUGAGCUGGUGAUGACCGACCACCACCAGAUCAUGAACAACGGCGCGAUCUUCGUGCGUCGCACGCCACGUAUGCUCGAGUUCCUGCUGCCCCUAUGGAUCAAGCUGACGAUGGCUUACACCUGGUCAUGCACCGAUAAUGGCUCGCUGAUGGAGGUGAUCGCGCGUGGCUACGCUCUCGGCCCUGGAGGGAAUUCGUCGUGCCCGAGGCGCCCCGCGAACGUGGCGUUUCCGUGCUACCAAUCUGUCUUCACCAAGGCCUUCGGGCCUGUGCCCGGGAGAGGAGGAUCUCGAGGCCGAGCCGGUCUCAAGCUGGUUGCGCCAGCGGACGGCUUCAAUAAUCACGGCUGUAUGUCACCUGUGGUAGACUGCUCUUCCCCCGUCGCGCGCAAGUUGAUGGCGAGUAGGUACCAACGCGAGUGGACGCUGGACGACGUCUUCGUGCCGCCCAAGAUCCGCAAGAGACAGGGCCUACCACCUAUGUUUGGGCUACACUCGAAGGCCUCCAAUCCUUUCCCGGACCGUGCCAUGCGCAGUAUCCUGCAGCCGGCGAACGUCACAUGCCGCGUUGCGUUGUGUACCAAAAUCCACCAGUGUGGUGUGUGGGAUUUCGCGCAAUCGCUUGACUCUGAAAAGCUCGCUAUGUACCUUUCUGUAUUCUGA